Molecule: messenger RNA, 3135 nt
Organism: Mya arenaria
Lineage: Eukaryota; Metazoa; Mollusca; Bivalvia; Myida; Myidae
Product: centromere-associated protein E-like
Exons: 2
Coding region: 1-3135 (1044 amino acids)
Source: RefSeq, a predicted model, not a curated record
AUGGACAAGCAAAGCAGUCAAACUAUAAAGGAACACCAUGUUGAGGUGCACUGUAUUGAGAAUCAACCUGGCGACCUGAAGACAAGCAGUCAAAUAAUAAAGGAACACCAUGUUGAGGAGCACUGUAUUGAGAAUCAACCUGGCGACCUGAAGACAAGCAGUCAAACAAUAAAGGAACACCAUGUUGAGGUGCACUAUAUUGAGAAUCAACCUGGCGACCUGAAGACAAGCAGUCAAACAAUAAAGGAACACCAUGUUGAGGUGCACUGUAUUGAGAAUCAACCUGGCGACCUGAAGACAAGCAGUCAAACAAUAAAGGAACAACAUGUUGAGGUGCACUAUAUUGAGAAUCAACCUGACGACCUGAAGACAAGCAGUCAAACAAUAAAGGAACACCAUGUUGUGGUGCACUAUAUUGAGAAUCAACCUGGCGACCUGAAGACAAGCAGUCAAACAAUAAAGGAACACAAUGUUGAGGUGCACUAUAUUGAGAAUCAACCUGGCGACCUGAAGACAAGGAGUCAAACAAUAAAGGAACACCAUGUUGAGGUGCACUGUAUUGAGAAUCAACCUGGCGACCUGAAGACAAGCAGUCAAACAAUAAAGGAACACCAUGUUGAGGUGCACUAUAUUGAGAAUCAACCUGGCGACCUGAAGACAAGCAGUCAAACAAUAAAGGCGCGCCAUGUUGAGGUGCACUGUAUUGAGAAUCAACCUGGCGACCUGAGGACAAGCAGUCAAACAAUAAAGGAACACCAUGUUGAGGUGCACUAUAUUGAGAAUCAACCUGGCGACCUGAAGACAAGCAGUCAAACAAUAAAGGAACACCAUGUUGAGGUGCACUGUAUUGAGAAUCAACCUGGCGACCUGAGGACAAGCAGUCAAACAAUAAAGGAACACCAUGUUGAGGUGCACUAUAUUGAGAAUCAACCGGACGACCUGAAGACAAGGAGUCAAACAAUAAAGGCGCGCCAUGUUGAGGUGCACUGUGUUGAGAAUCAACCUGGCGACCUGAGGACAAGCAGUCAAACAAUAAAGGAACACCAUGUUGAGGUGCACUAUAUUGAGAAUCAACCUGGCGACCUGAAGACAAGCAGUCAAACAAUAAAGGAACACCAUGUUGAGGUGCACUGUAUUGAGAAUCAACCUGGCGACCUGAAGACAAGCAGUCAAACAAUAAAGGAACACCAUGUUGAGGUGCACUAUAUUGAGAAUCAACCUGACGACCUGAAGACAAGCAGUCAAACAAUAAAGGCGCGCCAUGUUGAGGUGCACUGUAUUGAGAAUCAACCUGGCGACCUGAGGAAAAGCAGUCAAACAAUAAAGGAACACCAUGUUGAGGUGCACUAUAUUGAGAAUCAACCGGACGACCUGAAAACAAGCAGUCAAACAAUAAAGGAGCACCAUGUUGAGGUGCACUAUAUUGAGAAUCAACCUGACGACCUGAAGACAAGCAAUCAAACAAUAAAGGAACACCAUGUUGAGGUGCACUAUAUUGAGAAUCAACCUGACGACCUGAAGACAAGCAGUCAAACAAUAAAGGAGCACCAUGUUGAGGUGCACUAUAUUGAGAAUCAACCUGGCGACCUGAAGACAAGGAGUCAAACAAUAAAGGAACACCAUGUUGAGGUGCACUAUAUUGAGAAUCAACCUGGCGACCUGAAGACAAGGAGUCAAACAAUAAUGGAACACCAUGUUGAGGUGCACUAUAUUGAGAAUCAACCUGGCGACCUGAAGACAAGCAGUCAAACAAUAAAGGAACACCAUGUUGAGGUGCACUAUAUUGAGAAUCAACCUGACGACCUGAGGACAAACAGUCAAACAAUAAAGGCGCGACAUGUUGAGGUGCACUGUAUUGAGAAUCAACCUGGCGACCUGAGGAAAAGCAGUCAAACAAUAAAGGAACACCAUGUUGAGGUGCACUAUAUUGAGAAUCAACCUGGCGACCUGAAAACAAGCUGUCAAACAAUAAACGAACACCAUGUUGAGGUGCACUAUAUUGAGAAUCAACCUGACGACCUGAAGACAAGCAGUCAAACAAUAAAGGAGCACCAUGUUGAGGUGCACUAUAUGGAGAAUCAACCUGACGACCUGAAGACAAGCAAUCAAACAAUAAAGGAACACCAUGUUGAGGUGCACUAUAUUGAGAAUCAACCUGACGACCUGAAGACAAGGAGUCAAACAAUAAAGGAACACCAUGUUGAGGUGCACUAUAUUGAGAAUCAACCUGGCGACCUGAAGACAAGGAGUCAAACAAUAAAGGAACACCAUGUUGAGGUGCACUAUAUUGAGAAUCAACCUGGCGACCUGAAGACAAGCAGUCAAACAAUAAAGGAACACCAUGUUAAGAUGCACUGUAUUGAGAAUCAACCUGGCGACCUGAAGACAAGCAGUCAAACAAUAAAGGAACACCAUGUUGAGGAGCACUGUAUUGAGAAUCAACCUGGCGACCUGAGGACAAGCAGUCAAACAAUAAAGGAACACCAUGUUAAGGUGCAAUAUAUUGAGAAUCAACCUGACGACCUGAAGACAAGGAGUCAAACAAUAAAGGAACACCAUGUUGAGGUGCACUAUAUUGAGAAUCAACCUGGCGACCUGAAGACAAGCAGUCAAACAAUAAAGGAACACCAUGUGCACUAUAUUGAGAAUCAACCUGGCGACCUGAAGACAAGCAGUCAAACAAUAAAGGAACACCAUGUUGAGGUGCACUGUAUUGAGAAUCAACCUGGCGACCUGAGGACAAGCAGUCAAACAAUAAAGGAACACCAUGUUGAGGUGCACUAUAUUGAGAAUCAACCUGACGACCUGAAGACAAGCAGUCAAACAAUAAAGGCGCGCCAUGUUGAGGUGCACUGUAUUGAGAAUCAACCUGGCGACCUGAGGAAAAGCAGUCAAACAAUAAAGGAACACCAUGUUGAGGUGCACUAUAUUGAGAAUCAACCGGACGACCUGAAAACAAGCAGUCAAACAAUAAAGGAGCACCAUGUUGAGGUGCACUAUAUUGAGAAUCAACCUGACGACCUGAAGACAAGCAAUCAAACAAUAAAGGAACACCAUGUUGAGGUGCACUAUAUUGAGAAUCAACCUGACGACCUGAAGACAAGCAGUCAAACAAUAAAGGAGCACCAUGUUUAG